Molecule: messenger RNA, 939 nt
Organism: Armigeres subalbatus
Lineage: Eukaryota; Metazoa; Arthropoda; Insecta; Diptera; Culicidae
Exons: 2
Coding region: 69-848 (259 amino acids)
Cellular component (GO): membrane
Source: RefSeq, a predicted model, not a curated record
AUAAACAGUUCCGGACUCGAGUUCCUCCCAAAUCCGCAGUUGGUUGAGCUUGAGAAUCGAGAAACGAGAUGGAAAAUUCCAGUGCACGGUCGUCUUUGGUGGCGGUGAUGUUCUUGGCGGUGGGACUGGUGCUGCCAGUCUAUUCGAAGGACGUGUUCAAGGACUGUGCCGGGGUGGAGAACACGGUGUCCUGCUUCGGGUCGAAGAUGGUGCAAAAUGGACUCAAACGUUUGGCCAGUGAAAAAUCGCUGCGAAUUGUGCCGGGGGUGGAAAUUGUUGAGGCCACACCUCAUGACAGUGACGAGGAGGCAUAUCGAUCGUUCAAUGAGAUUCAAGAAGAAGAAACGGGUGUGCUGGGACGUGUAACGCGCUAUCUGGGCAAUCAUGAACUGAAAAUCAAUCUUGGUGAAAUGAUGGGAAAGAUUGAACUCCGGAAUGUGCUACAAACGACGCUGAAAUCGUUCCAGGAUGAUAUGGUUGGUGAUAUCGAAGAAGCCCGAAAAAAGGACAAGGGCGGUCUCGGAGCCAUCCUGAUGAUGGGAGUAAUGAUGAGCAAAAUGCUAGGCGCCCUUGGAUUUGGUGGCGUAGCGAUGCUGGCAAUGAAGGCACUCGGCGUUUCGAUGAUGGCCCUGCUGCUGUCCGGCAUUCUGGGCCUGAAGAAGCUCACCGAAGGCGGUGGUGACCACAAGGGCCGCCACAAUCAGGACGUGGAUUUUCAGGUGCUGUCCGAAGAACCGGCUUCCGGGGGAAGCUACGGGACUCAUCACGAAGCAUCACACUCAGCAGACCAUCGGCGGAUAUCCAAAUUGGCCUAUCGGGGGUGGAGCGAUGAGUAUGGGCGCGUUUGAAAUUAUGCUGAUUGCCAAUGGAGUAUUGAUGAUUAUUUUGAGAUAUUAUUUAUUUUAGAGUAAUGCCGAAAAUAAUUUAUUCUAUUUACCA